AUGGCAAAGAAAAAAGCUGACGAAAAAGUGAAUCAAACUGCUCAAAGUGAUAAUGAAGAGCAAAAUUUUGACGAAGAGCCUGAUUUCGAUGAUCCGGAAGGAUAUGUUGAUGAUAUUCCCGACGAAGAAUUGUUGGCGGAUCUUUUAGAGAAAAAACCCAAAGAAUCUGAUGGGUAUGAAAAUGUGAUCGUAGUCGAUGGAUGCCCGCAGGUCGGGCCUGAACGUCUGGAAAAGUUACAGAGCGUUAUAAACAAGAUAUUCGGAAAAUUUGGAAAGAUCGUAAGCGAUUUCUAUCCAACAAACGAGAAUGGAACAACUACGGGCUACAUUUUCCUUGAGUAUGAUAACCCACAAAAUGCUGCCGAGGCUGUGAAAGCCACUAAUAAUUGUAAAUUAGAUAAACAGCACACAUUUUUAGUGAAUCUUUUCACCGAUUUUAAGAAAUAUUCUGAAAUUCCCAAAGAAUGGGAACCACCAGCACCUCAACCGUUUAAGGUGCAGUCUGAUCUACAAUGGUAUCUUAUGGAUCCUGAUGCAUAUGACCAAUUUUUGGUUGGUAUUGGUACGGGGGUUGCCCUUCAAGUUUGGCAGAAUGCUUUGCCAGAGCCUGUGUUGUUACAGGAGAGGCCGAACUGGACUGAAACUUAUGCUGUUUGGUCACCUCUCGGUACAUACUUGGCAACCUUUCACUGGAGGGGUGUGGCAUUAUGGGCUGGUCCUAAAUUCUCCCAAUUUCAAAAGUUUUACCACCCAGAGGCGAGGUUUAUCUCCUUCUCUCCAUGUGAGAAUUACAUUGUCACUUUCUCACCUAGCAGUGAUAGAGGUGAUGACAAGAAGCUCAUAAUCUGGGAUAUCAGGACUGGCCAAGAAAAACGUAGUUUCCCUCCACCUGAUGAGUAUGUUACUUGGCCAAUAUUCCGAUGGAGCAAAGAUGACAAGUUCUUCGCUCGGCUUGGUGCUGAUGUAUUAUCUGUGUAUGAAACCCCUGGUUUUGGUCUUCUUGAUAAAAAAUCCAUAAAGAUUCCUGGUAUAAGGGAUUUCAGUUGGUCGCCAACAGACAAUGUUCUGGCCUAUUGGGUGGCUGAAGACAAAGAUGUACCGGCUAGAGUCACAUUAUUAGAGUUACCAAACCGUACUGAAAUUCGUUCAAAGAACUUGUUCUCUGUUGCUGACUGCAAGAUUCACUGGCAGAAGAGUGGUGACUACCUUUGUGUAAAAGUUGACCGUUAUUCUAAAGUAAAGAAGGAUAAAAAUGAUAUUAAAUACUCUGGAAUGUAUUAUAACUUUGAGAUAUUCCAUAUGCGUGAGAAAGAGAUACCUGUUGACUCUGUAGAGAUUAAAGAACCUAUCCAGGCAUUUGCUUGGGAACCAGUUGGAUCCAAAUUUGCUAUCAUCCAUGGCGACCCAGCCAAUAUUUGCAUAAGUUUCUACCAAGUCAACACUGGUCAGGCGCCGACCUUAUUGAAGAAGUUUGAAAAUAAACCGUUCAAUCACCUCUUCUGGUCACCAUUAGGACAGUUCAUAGUGUUGGCUAACUUUGGGCUCACUGGUGGGGCAUUAGAGUUCUUAGACACCAACGACUUCACUAUUAUGAAUGUUUCUGACCAUUAUCAGAUGUCUGGUAUUGAGUGGGAUCCAACGGGUCGAUAUGUAGUGACGGGCGUGUCGUCGCUCAAAUGCAAGAUGGAUUGUGGAUACUACAUACGAUCCUUCCAGGGCAAGGUUCUCAAAAGAGUGAUGAAAGAAGGAUUUGCUCAAUUCCACUGGCGACCUCGCCCACCCACUCUGCUCUCGGAGAAACAGCAAAAAGAAAUAAAGAAGAACCUUAAGAAGUAUUAUUCACAAUUCGAAUCUAAAGACCGCAUGCGCAGCAACAAGGCCAGCAAGGAAUUGGUUGCCAAACGCACUGAGCAGAUGAAGAAAUAUGUGGAGUAUAGGGAGGCGAAGAAACAAGAAUGGACCGAGCAGAAACCGCGCCGAUUGGAGCUUCGAAAUUACGUUGAUACGGACGGUCUCGACACGGACCAAGCGAAUACAGUGGAGGAAAUCGUUGAAUUCUUUGUGAAAGAGGAACAGACCGUUAUCGAGUAG
Messenger RNA from Parnassius mnemosyne (clouded apollo), 2091 nucleotides. The record is from the annotation of a GenBank genome assembly. Lineage: Eukaryota; Metazoa; Arthropoda; Insecta; Lepidoptera; Papilionidae.